GAGUUCUGAAUUAUGUAACCAUGCAUCAGUCUUCAGACCUCUAUGGGACUGUUCAUGGUGGAGGAUUCGUAGUUCACAGAAAAUAUGAGUGUUUGUGUACCUUUUGUGAUUUGAUAUAUUGACUCUCCUUUAAUUUUCUGUUGAUGGAAGGCAUUUAAAUGAAGUUCUGCUACAGUGUUCACAGUCUUCAUAUUUGCCUAUGUGAGAAGCAGAAAUCUCACUAGUUUUUAGAACGCGAAUGACAGAACUGCAUAACUUCGCGUAAACAGUAAUAAAUCAUGACAAACUUGUUAGAAAUUUAACGUCUUCUGAAAGCCACAGUAAUAUAAAUUAUUCAGUCUAUAAUACUAUAUGAAUUGAGUAGUAAAAUAAAUGUUAAGACAUUCUUCUGAAUGCAGCCCCAAGUCACUUCUCGGCCAGCAGUACACAGUGUAUUUUGUACACCCUUACGGAAUUAUCUUCUUUACUAUGGUAUAUUUCUUCACAAAAUUCCUUUCCUUUUAUAAGACUACAGCCUCUCCAAUUUUUGAAUUCUGAUUGUAGAAAAAAAGUCUCUCACCUGCUCCCUCUUGUGUGUGUGUGUGUGUGUGUGUGUGUGUUAGGGCAGAAGUGGAGUUGGGUGCUAUGUCACCUUAGAAUAAGUUAAUUUUUUUGCCCCAUUUCAUAUUUUUGCAUACCUCCUGUUUAGUCUGAGGGUACAGAUACAGCAUUGUGCCCCAUUUUUUUGUGAUCAACUAUCUAUCUACAGUUUUUGAUUUAUGUAACAUAUAACUUCAACUACAUACAGAAUCUGGACACUGUAGAUAUCAAACAUGAGCAUACACUAAAAAGGCCAAAGUGCAUACAGAAUGGCAUAUUUUCCUCACUCUCAAGUUAUUAAAUAUGAAGAGGCUUGUGGUGAAGAUGGUGAUGUAUGUUCAAGUGAGAAGAGCACCAUUGAUAGUGAUAUCAUUGGAACUAAUGCUGCACAAAGAACUGAACAGCAUGCUCCGGAUGGAUGUUGCAGCAACAGUAACCAAGCUACAGAAGAAUCUGCUUCUAAUACUCAGAAGUCAGACACCAACAGCCUACUUGGCAGUUAUAUCACUAAAGAAUAUGAGCUUUUGAAUUUAGUUCUGAGUCACUUACCCCUUGGGGACUUAAAUGCAGCUUCUCAGGUUUGCAGAACAUGGUGUUCAGCAGCAGUGUCUGUACGACGUGGCCGAACACAUCCACAUUGGUUACUGUGGUGUGGUGACCAACGCCAGAAAAUAUCAGAACAGUCAUGUAGAAUAAAAAGUGUGAAGUUUGCAGAGGCGGAGUUUCCAUACUUGGCUUUCCGUGAGCAUGUCUACAGUGAGCCAUCCUUGGCCCUUAUGUUUGCGUCACACACAGUGUUUGGAGCUCGUGUAAUGUGCACAUAUAAAUGCUCUUGUCCAGCUGUUACUGCAGGACAGAAUAAUGAAGAAGAUGGUCAUCAACACAGAGUAUGGGAGUAUGUGAGAGCUGAACUACAACCAACUUGUCCACUCAUCUGCCUCAGAGGGUAUGGUAUUGUAGGCACUUUGCCUGAUCUUACUGUGACAGUGGAACUUGAGAAUUCCCGAGCCUACUCAGUACUUCUGCUCCCAGACAUGCCUGGAGUUACUGUUCGUACCUUUCAACUAGACACGAAUCAAGUUAACAAACUUCAGAAAAGUAAUCUACAGAGCUUGAAUGUAGAAGUUAUGGAACAACUGACAGGAAUUCCAACAGGUGAAUCUGUACAGUGUCUACUGCUAUUUUGCCGUGAGGCUUUGUUGCUCGUACCUGCAAUUAUCCAUCUUGUUUCUUCUCUGCAAAAUAGGCAAGAAGAGACAAUGGCAGUUGCAGGGGGCAUAAUUAAUGAUGUGGGUGGUUUAAAUGAUGGUGUCCCUAUCAUGGUAGGGGUGACUUUCUCUGGUGAAGGGGUGUGUGUGGCCUCAACAAUCCUAGGUCGAGGUGUUGCAACAGAAAUGGAAGUAGACAAAGCUAUGCAAGAGUUGAAGGCACAUACAGUGAGCAGUUAUAGCAGCAGUGUUGGAUUGAUGUUUGCAUGUGUGGGCAGAGGAAGACACCAUUAUCAAGGGAAACGGAAUGUAGAAUCAGCUGCAUUCAGGAAGCAUUUUCCUAAAACUCCUUUGUUAGGAUAUUUUGGCAAUGGAGAGAUAGGAUUUAAACUCCUACCAGAUGUUACAGAUAAAAAGAAAUUAUUGGAUGGUCCCACAAGAGGAAAUAAAAGGAAACGUACGGGGACACCCGUCAUUUUACAUUCCUAUACAACCAUUAUGGUUCAUCUGGCAUUCACUGGUAGUAAAGCAAGUAGUCACACUCAUCGGUGAGAAAAGGGGCACAAACCUCCUUCCUCAGCUCAGGGACCCUUGUCUUCCAAAAUCCAGCCUAAUAAUCUAGUCAAUUUUUGGAAGUGGAGGGUCAUAUCAAAUAGACUUCAUACUGAACUAAAAUUUUGACAAAAUUUAUCCUUUAGCAUGGAACUAUUGUUAUUAUAUUUUUGGUUUGCUGGAUUGACUGAGUUUUUGAGUGCAGUGUAUCUUCAAUGUAAUUUCUUAUUCUCUUAUAUUUAAAAACCUUCAAGAGUCUGUGUAACCAAUUGUUCAUGAUUCAUUUAUGGUUUUAACUUAUCCUGUGUAAAUGAUACUAGUAGCAUAUGAAAAUGUAAAUGGAUCUCACUGGUUUGGAAAAACAAGAUUUGUAUGCCAGUAAGAUCAGUUAUCAGAUAAGACUUGCAGAGUUGCAUUCCGUCUACAUUUCUUGGGAUAUUUCUUCUCCUGUCUUGUGUUUUUGUUGCUAUUGGCUUGCUGAUGGUUCUCAGUGAACUCAUCUGUUUCCUGAAUAACAGCUUUAGUUUCAACAUUAUCAUCAGUGUUACUGUAAUCUUCUGCCCCAAAAUUUUUAACUCUGCCUGAUUCAGUCUUGGAGAAUUUGAAUGUUGUUUUCAUUCAUUCCACUUCAGUAUCAUCUGUACAAAAUUUUGUUCUAUUGAAGUGGUGGUCAGAUCAUUUCUGGUGACACUUUAUUAUAUCUGUUAGUCAGAUAUUCCCUCUAAUACAGACACAGAGUUUUUUCAAGUUCAGUAGCAAAUGAUGCAGACUCCAUAUUUAGUAUCACUGAUCACAUGAAAAGUUUGUGAUCAUUCAACUUUAUGCAAUUUAUAAUUUGUCAGUGGGUUGAAUGAUACUUGUGGUAUUGGGUAGAAACCACACAAGUCCAAAAACCCAGUAAUCCAUAUAGUAAAAUUAACAUGAUUUUGGACAUGGAGAAUUUUAGAUAACUGUAUGGGAGUUGUGAGUCCAAAUUACAAGUGGAUACUUCAUUACUAUUGUAUGUCAUAAGAUCAUCAUUAGGGAAAAAAGGAAGUUCUCAUGCUAAAAUUACUGCUGAAAUCUAUAUAUUUUCAUGUAUUUUAUGUGUUAUUUUGGUAUCUACUUCAUCUUGGCAUCAUCUUUUGUGUUUUUGUUUACUGAUGUGAUUUUUCUGAAUAGUUCAGUACACACACUUUCAAAGUAUUUUAAUUCUAUAUUUACCGCACUGUGCUCAAAAUAUUUUCAGGUAAGAAUGAUGAAAUGUUACUGACUAUAUAUAUAUCUUGCAUGCUUGGAGUUAAAUGAGAUUGGUUGUGUUAACAAAUUUGCACUAUGAGUUGUUAAAAUGAUAUUAACACGUGCUAGAGUUAUAUCUCAUCUAACCAAGGAUUGCCGGCGCUGAACAUUGGAAACUCCCCCUUGUUGACUGGUGGUAUAAGCUAUACAGCUACAAUGCAAAUUUUCAAGAGCACCUUGAGAUGAAAUUAGCAGUCCUUGGUCACAUGAAUGUAAUUAUAAUUGCAUUGCCAUAGAGGAGCAAGGAGGGAGGUAUUGUGUAUUUCUCUGGAUUUAAUUCAGAGCCUGGUCUUCUGUAAGUCAAAGGAAAUGUGUUGUUUUACUUAUAUUACAAACAAUUUACACUCUGGGUUCACAAUUUAGUGCGGUAACUGACAUAUUUACAUUUUCAAGAGUCUGUUCAGAACAAAUACUAAAACAUCUAAUUCCUUAAUUUGGAGUGUAUUGUAUGUCUCUUUAACCAAAUGUAGCAUUUUAAGAUGUUAUAUGUCAACUGUAGAAAUAAUUUCCAGACUAACAUUGUUUUGAGGUAACAGUAAGGUUGGAUAUUAUAUGGCUACUAUUUUACAUGGUUUUGGAUUGUAUAGAAACAUUAAUCAAAAAUUUUCUCAUGAAAUUAAUUUCUUUAUGUGACUGAAGAUUGUGUCUGACAAACAUGAAAUACAAAUAUGUGUUGAAUUAUAAGUGUGUAUGUAGUUUGAUGAUCUCUGUGAAAUUAUUAUAAUUGUAUUGGUUUUGUUGUUAUUUGGAAAACAGUAUAAUAUGCAUGUUAAAGGGAUGAAAACAUACUUUAAGCAGUUACAAGUGGCCAUGUUAAUAUUACUUAUUUUGUAGAAAUGUACACAUUUGUAGUCUUUCCCUUCUAAGUGCUUUUAUGUUUAACUGUUUGAAGUAGAUUUCUGAUUCAACUCUAUCAGAUAACUUCAAGAAUUAAAAUAAAAAGUCAAAUCAAAUUAAUAUACAUUUGUGAAACAUAUUAUAAGCAACAAAAAUUUAAGGCUUAAUUUGUAUUGAUUUUUCUAAAAUAUAAUAUAUAAAUUACAAAGCAUCAUUACAGACAUGUGAGUAACUGGCAAGAAUUUCAGGGAACUGGUCUUAUAAUUGAAGGUGCAUCAAGUUCACCGAUGCUUUCUUUUUGCUCCACUGGCAAGUUGAGUUUUUAUGGAGUAGAUUUAUCAUUGUUUGAUCGCAAAGCAAUUGCUAUACAAGCAGCUGGUUGGACCCUGACAUGCCACAUCUGUGCAGGGGUAGCAUUUGGUGAAUGUAGCUUUAGCUUGACAGUAAGCUGUCGUAGUGGUAAUAACCUUUAGGAAUUGUAAUGAAAACCCACCAGGACUGAAAGUGUUGCUGUCCUCAGUAUACAUGCAGAACAGACUUGGUGGAAUUUCAAGUCUUAGCACCAAUGUCAUUCAGUAUCUUUUCUAUUAGUACAGUUCAUUUCCUGUACGGCGUUUUGUCCAGCCGUGGCCCUGUUGUCUUUACCUAAUUGUCCAGGUAGUGUAUAUUUUAUCUGUUGGGAACCGGUUCGCUUAGAAACUUGCAUUGAAAUUUUCUGCAACAUUUUCUGGCAGACUAAUAUUUGAAAUAUAGUUGCGAUAAAUAGACACACUGUUUAAUAAUAUACCCUGCUUAAACCGUGUUGUACAGCGCUGAGUGGUUGAUUGAGAAAUGCAUUAACAGAAACAGACAAAUAUGAUGAUUCAUGUGGUGACAUUUAAUUCCAUUAUGGAAAGUUGGAAAAAAAAAAUGCAUAUAUUGGGACCAUCAAAUACAAUUUAAUAUUUCAGUAGAAAUUGGUGUAGUCAUUUGUAACCUAAUCCUAUUAUGGCCUAUAUGCCUUGAUGAUAUGGCAUGGCUACUCUUUUCUUUCAACAUUUGUACAUUUCAGUAAUAAAUUAAUGCGCACAAAGCAUUUAAUUACAUAA
Zootermopsis nevadensis is the source of this 5542-nucleotide messenger RNA. NCBI's taxonomy places the organism in Eukaryota, Metazoa, Arthropoda, Insecta, Blattodea, Termopsidae. The record is from RefSeq and is a predicted model, not a curated record.